AUGGUCUCUAUAUUAAUGAAUAAAUUACCCCACGAUCUACGACUAUUUGUCACACGAAAGUUGAAAGGAGAUGCAUGGGAUAUAGAUACCCUACUUACCAUCCUUCAGGGAGAGGUGCAAGCCAGGGAACGGGCUUCUGCACACAAACCAACUGAUCACAAUACCCCAACAUUCCCGACUGCAGGAAAACACUCAACCCAAUCAGCACUAUUCUCUGGAAAUAGCCCAAAUUGUACCUACUGCAGGCAAGCACAUUCAUCAGCCAUUUGUACUGUUGUGACAAGUGUAGAUGCAAGGAAGGAACUGCUUAGGAAGUCAGGGAGAUGCUAUGUGCAUUGUGUUUGCGAAAAAAUCACAUCAGUCGAAAUUGUCAGGCAACUAAAGUAUGCUACAAGUGCGGUAAGAGGCACCAUCCCAGUAUUUGCUAUUCCUAACAGUCGAAAGGUCCACAACUUCCAUCAACACCUUACAAUCCCCAACGAUCACAAGAGAGGGAAAUUCUACCCAGUUCCUUAUCGAAGGAUCACCCGAACAAUCUCCCAUGCCGCAUAA
Molecule: messenger RNA, 552 nt
Organism: Paramuricea clavata
Lineage: Eukaryota; Metazoa; Cnidaria; Anthozoa; Malacalcyonacea; Plexauridae
Source: the annotation of a GenBank genome assembly